GGCCGCUUCCGCCGCGGCGAGGAGGAGCUCGGCCUCGGCGCGCCAGCUCGGCGCCAGUCUCUGGGAGAUCCACGACGUGGCGCGGGAGGUACGCCGGAGCAGGCGACGGGGUGGGAGGGCCAUCGCCGCCGGUCGGGAGCACGGCGGCGGCGGAGAACUGGACCAGCCACAGAGUUCAGGUGGCAUUCGUAGGCAUGUUGCAGACUCGUCGAUGAAACAUCAUAAGUUCGAUCAAGAAAGAAGCCAUAGAAUACAACCUUUUUCUCCUGCAAGUUAUACAAGCUCAGUUGGGGAUUCCAAUGUGAAUCUAACUAGAAGUCCGACUCGUUCUUUGGGCAUCAUGGGUAGAUCUAUGGGGGAAGGCUAUAGCCUUAAAACAUCAACAGAACUAUUGAAGGUUCUAAAUCGAAUUUGGAGUCUUGAAGAACAGCACACUGCUAACUUGUCAGUGGUUAAUGGAUUGAAACUGGAGUUACAGCAGGCUCAGACACAUAUUCAAGAACUCCUGCAAGAGAGACGGCAGUACAGACACGAAGUUUCAUCACUGAUGCGACAACUCUCUGAAAACAAACUUGUUAGAAAAAACAAGGAUCACAUGAAGGUUGACACAGCUGUGCGUUCCCUGCAAGGUGAACUAGAGGAUGAGAAGCGUCUGAGGAGGCAUUCUGAGGACCUACUCAGGAAGUUGGGCAUGGAGUUGUCUGAAAUAAAGUCAGCGUUUCUCAAGUCAGUCAAGGACCUUGAGAAGGAGAAGAAAGGAAAUCGCCUCUUAGAAGAUCUUUGUGACCAGUUUGCAAUGGGCAUCAGGAAUUACGAAGAGGAACUCAGAGUGGUAAAGCAAAGAAAUGUCAAGAAUUAUGAGCUCAAAUUUGAUAAUUCGGUGCUCCAUAUGUCAGAACUAUGGCUUGAUGAACGAAUGCAAAUGCAAAAUACAGAUGUCAAUGGGGAAUUGGCUCAUAAAACCACAAUAACAGAAAGGCUCAGCGGUGAAAUACAGGCCUUUCUUCUUUCUAAAAAAGCAGGUAGCUCUAUGAAUAAUGAAAAACAUAUGAAUGAUAAUACUAGAUUACGACGUCAAUCACUUGAGUCUGUCCAUUUGAAUGGAGCCACCAGUGCUCCCCAGUUUGCUGAAGAUGAUGACGACUCUAUUGCUAGUGAUUUGAAUUGCUUUGAACUGAAUAUGCACGGGCAUAUGGGAUCCCGCAGAAGUGGCACAGGAGCCAUGAAUGUGCAUAAAAGAAGAUCAGAGCAUCCUCAUGUUAUAUCUGCUGAAGGUUUAUGCAUGUCCAGUGUGCCAGUUUAUUUACAGAAAGGCAUUGCAAGGCCCAGUAGCAGCAAAUUGCAGCCUGCCAGUAAAAUACCAGAAAUCAGCUCACAAAGCAAUGCCAGAAUCACUCCAGCAGAAGAGCAGAAUGGAAGCACAGGCACCCAAAUUAUUCAAGGGUCCAACAAUGGGUCAACGAUGAACAACCCAGAUGCACAUCAUGUUGAUUACCUGGGGCAGGAAUCCUUUGAUCAUUUCUCCCGAACAAGUCUCUUUUGUGAAGGCACUACUUCGGGGGAUCUGGGUAAUGUCGGGAGCCCCACGCGGCAACUGAAAUACCAAUCCACAUCUUUGGACCCCGAGAUAACGGAAUGCUCACCUGAACAGCCAGUAGGUGUGAUGGAGAACACCCUGAAGGCAAAAUUACUUCAAGCAAGGCUAGAGGGGCGACAUGCCCGAUUAAAGGCAUCAGGUGGCUCCUCAACUAGUAGGAGAAAGUGAGAGUGCUGCAGAUUCCGGGGUUUGACUGUUUGAAGCCCACACGAAGAAAUCAAAGGUGUAAUAUAGCUGACUUAUCUAUGGAACUUCCUUUGGCCGUAUCAAUUGGUUCAGUAUCUGUGUACAUGGACUUUGUGCCAUCUGAAUACAUGAAUCCUAUUUUCAUA
Zea mays is the source of this 1929-nucleotide messenger RNA. RefSeq lists its product as uncharacterized. NCBI's taxonomy places the organism in Eukaryota, Viridiplantae, Streptophyta, Magnoliopsida, Poales, Poaceae. Bases 212 to 1765 code for a protein of 517 amino acids. The transcript has 3 exons. The record is from RefSeq and is marked provisional.